Molecule: messenger RNA, 2724 nt
Organism: Plenodomus lingam JN3
Lineage: Eukaryota; Fungi; Ascomycota; Dothideomycetes; Pleosporales; Leptosphaeriaceae
Source: RefSeq, a predicted model, not a curated record
AUGCAAAUGGCUAACAGUCUCAGAUUGGCAGCAUCCACGACCACUGUAGUUACACAUUCAGCCGCGCGCGAAUCCGCCUAUCACGUUAAUGGACCCAUGGCAGUAAUGACUUCACCUGUCAUCGAAAAAUCGACUGUGGAUCUCAAGGCGAGCGCUUUUGCGCCGGCAGACGCCAUGGUCGUAGAUACCGAGGCAAACGGCGUUCAUGAUGCUCUUUUUGAUGAAGCAGAUCCUGCCGCAGACGCGAUCAAAGACUUGCCGACACCACCACCCAUCCCAACUCUAAAUGGCGCGAAAGAGAACCACACGACCGAGGAAAUAGCAGUACCAGAAGUUCCGCCUGCGAUUGAACCGACCACAAACCUCUCUAGCGGCAUCGACGGUGUCGCGCAACUUCUUCCAGACAACCAGCAAGACAACAACUCGUUGUUUGGCGACUCCGACAUGGGGGCGACCGUAACCAAUGCUGUGGAAGCACCAACUUCGGAUGUGCGCGAAGAGCCAGCCACAGAGCAAGAGCUUUUGAUUGCUACCCAAGCAACGAACGAAAGUACACAAAAUGUGCCUGAAACUCAACUUGAACCAAAAGAGGAGCCUCUUCCAGAUGUCAUGGACACGACCUCCAACGUACCGGAAGACACAAAGCCCACGGAUUCUUCUGGUGCGCCGACGAAGCCCAUGAAUGAUCUUACAAUCCAUGCUAGUUCUGAUGGGCCGGUCGCACAGCCGAAUGCGGUACAAUCGCCAACGGUUGUAGACCGCGAGAUGGAAGAUGCGCCGCCCUCGGGCAAAGUACGUCCUCGAGAAGAUGAUGAGGAUGACAUUCCUGAUGCGAAGCGAACGAAGACCGAAGAACUAACUUCCAAUGAGCAAGACUUCAAGGUCCCCGAUGUGCCCGCGCAUACCGAACAGCCCAAUGGAAACAGCACGGUUGCGGGGCCGGCGUCGGACCCUGGCCAAGAGUCGGGUGUCCACAAGGCCGUCGAUUACGAAGAUUGGCCGCCGGGUCCCAUGACUGAAGCGCAAAACAGGUUUUUGUUAGAGAGGAUUCGCAAUACGAAGAAGAUCAAGGUCUCUCUCGCGUUCAAGGAUCCCGUCAAUCCUGUACUCCUUGGCAUUCCCACCUACCCUGAAAUCGUCAAGCAUCCAAUGGAUCUAUCGACAAUGGAGCACAAGUUGAAGGACAAGAAGUACAACAAUGUCAGGGAAUUCAUGGCAGACCUUGAUCAGAUGAUUGAGAAUAGCGAAUUGUUCAACAACAAGCACCAUCCCGUUACGCAAGCAGGGUACAAUUUGCGCGCUUACUUCUUGAAGGGCAUGGGCAAGAUGCCUCGAGGAAGUGCUGCUGAAGAGCCAGUGCCCAAGGGAAAGAGCAAGAAACCCUCGGGGAGCACGGCAAAUGCAAAGCAGCGCCGUGAGUCGAGGGUCGCGGUACCCACAGUCAAGGCUCCUGCAGUACCAACGCCUACAGCCAUGUCCCCCCAAGCUGCCUGGCCUCUUCAGCAAGAUGGUACACCUCUCAUUCGCCGAGAUUCAUCCGCUGCAGAUGGCCGGCCGAAACGAGAGAUACAUAGACCUUCAAAGGAUUUGCCGUACACCAGUGCUAAGCCAAGGCGGAAGAAGUACCAGCAGGAACUUCGGUUCUGUGAGUCUGUGAUGACAGAGCUCAUGAAGCCAAAGUAUUCUGCCAUCACCUUUCCUUUUACCUCUCCCGUAGAUCCUGUGGCCCUGAACAUUCCAUCUUACCUCAAAAUCAUCAAGAAGCCCAUGGACUUCGGAACGAUUGAGAGGAACCUAAAGAAUGGCUUGUACCAGAGUGCCAAGGACUUUUAUGCGGAUGCCCAGUUGGUGUUCCAGAACUGUUACAAGUUCAAUCCAGAAGGCGAUGCCGUGAAUAAGAUGGGCCAUCAGCUCGAAGAUCUUUUCGAAAGCUUGUGGAAGGACAAGGCUGACUGGCUCGCGUUGCACGCACCCACUCAGGAACAAUCCCAUGGCGAGUUCUACUCGGAUGAGGAAGAAGACGAGGAGGAAGAGGAAGAGGAAGUUGAUCCGGCUCAGGCUCAGUUCCUUGCUCUCCAACAGCAGAUUGCCCAGCUGAAUGCUCAAGCCCAGCAACUUCUGCAGCAGCAGACGGCCAGUAAGCGUGCCUCGCCCAAAGCGCCAAGCAGCAAGAAGAAGAAGUCUGCGCCGGCGCCCACCAAGAAUAAGAAGAGCUUGAAUGUCCCACCUCCUCCUAGCAAGAAUGCCAAGGCGCAAAAGAAGGUCAAGCCACCUGCGCCCCUGACUUUCAACCAGAAGUCGGAGAUCUCAGAGGGCAUCAGCACGCUUGGCGAUGCUGACAUGAGGCGUGCCGUCCAGAUCAUCAGGAAUGGUUGUCCUCAUCUUGCCAAUGUGAACGACGACGAAAUGGAGCUUGACAUGGACGAAAUUAAUGAUGAUACAUUGCGCGAGCUCCAUCGAUUCAUCAAGACCAUCCGUGGUCCCAAGGGGGCCACCUUGAACGAUGAUGAUUUCGAGCCGCCGAGACCGGUGGCGAAGCAGGCUGCGAGCCGUCCCAAGAAAAAUAAGCCCAUGGGCAAGACGGAGCAGGAGGACAAUAUGCGCAAGAUCCAGGAGAAAUUGCAGUCUUUCCAGGGUGGCGCGUCCGGCUCCAGUCAGUCCCCAGCUGCGAAUGAUGCGUCGAGCGACGAUGAUGACAGCGCCUCUGAAAGCGAGGAGGAGUAG